CCGUUCAUUUGAGUUUCGCGGUUCGACGUGCUAGCCCACUUUUGGUCUUUCGGCUCUGGAGAAAACUAUUCGUAUCUGGUGAAAAUCCAUUUUGAUCCCCAGCAACUCAGUUCAGUUUCGCUUCCCAAGUCCAACAAUAAAAGUGCGCUGUAGUCGCUGUCAAAACGAUUGCAUUCAAGAGAUAUAAACUUUAUUAUUAUUAUUACUGCAAAUUGCAUUUUCAUGAGCUAACUGUCUCGCAUCGCGUGUGAAAAGUUGCAAACAAUAACAAAACAAUUGCCAACGGUUAAUGCAAAUAUCCAGACAAUUUAAAACAAAAGUAAUUUGAUUUUCUGGCUUACGCAAGGCCAACUACAAUUACCAACUGCAGCAACAGCAACAAAUCAAAUUAAACAACACACAGAAAUCCCAAUUUGGAUUUAUUAAUAGCGCUGAAAAAAUACAAAAAAAAGACAACAACUGUUUUGCCGUAAAUAACACAACAAAUUGCCAUCAACAGCCAAUAUGUCGAUCGCCAGUGUUCACGGUCCCCAAAUCGCCGACAUCUGCAGUCCCUUGUCGCAUCAUAAUCUGGGUCUGUCCGCCUCGCUGCCAGAUCUGGUGGGAAGUCCCCUGGAGAUCAGCAUGGACAAUGUGCUGACCAUCGAGGAGCUGCGCCAGCACAUGGGCUCCUGCUUCACCUGCGGCGUCUCCUGGACGGAUGACCAUGUGUCCCUCGACUGCAGCGAAUGCGGUGGCUACAGCCUGGAGCGUCCAUGCCCCCUCUGCGAUGGCCAGUGCGGUGUCCAAUGGAAACGUGACUUUGCCAUGUCGCAUGCCUGCAGUCAAGCUCGCUGGGUGGGCGUGUGCAUCAGCUAUCCGGAAGUGGUGGCCGGAGUCCAGUUGCCCGUUGGAGCUGGAGCUGCCACCUCGUGUGCCGCCGCCGCUGCGAAUCAACUGCGUUUGGCCCAGGAGCUGUGCUCCCGCCUGGAACAGCUGUCCACGUCGACGGCGAGCAAAAGCGGUCGCCACUAGAGUUCCUUUCCGACAGCCAGACUGCAAAAACACACACACGCCUCCACAUCGGCCACACCUCCAACUCCACAUCCACCAAAACCAUUCAUCCGGAUAGCAGAUAGCAAAUAGCUGGAGAACAGCUCCACCUCCACACGAAAAACACACAGUCUGUCACCCGUAAUUUAGGGCCUAAUUGCUAAGCUUUUUAGUUGUUAGUUUUUAUUGUGUUGUGCAGCGUUUGUAUCUCUUUAUAUUUUUUAUUUUUGCACAAUUUACUCUUUUGUUCGUUCGUUCGUGUGGGAAAUGCAAAUUGUUUAGCAGUUAAGUUAGUUCCUUUUGUCUACUUUUUAAACGGCACCAUAUUUGUUUGCACACACACACACACACACUCACCUGACCUAUUCUAUCCAGGAAAAGACUUCUUUCUGCUUAGACUUAAGCCGAGUUUAGGCAUUGCAGUGAUAAAGGUGAUAUUAGCCAGAAAGAAUCGUGAACAAAAAUAGUGAAUUUAUAAUGAUGUAGCAAAAUGUAGCUGACGUCUAACACACACACACACACACUAAACCACCCGUGUAAUCGUGUAGAGAUUGUUGUUAACAAUUUAGUUAGUUAGUUGUUGUUGCUUUUUUGCCUUGUGUCAAAGCUUGUUCGAAGCGAGGAGAUCCGCGAGCACAGAUCAAAGUUAACUUUGAUGGUGCAAACGGAUGGCGCAACAAAGAAUCUUCCAUAUUGCAUAAAUGCUCAACAAAGUAACUAUCGAUUUGGAUUGAAACAGUCAAUACAGUCUCUUCAAAGGGGGAAAGCGAAAGCGCGUCGUUGCAAAAUUAAAGAUG
Messenger RNA from Drosophila elegans, 1829 nucleotides. RefSeq names its product protein pinocchio (gene Pino). The record is from RefSeq and is a predicted model, not a curated record. The transcript has 4 exons. Bases 505 to 1014 code for a protein of 169 amino acids. Lineage: Eukaryota; Metazoa; Arthropoda; Insecta; Diptera; Drosophilidae.